ACUGCAAAAUUCAAAAUGGGGCUCAAGGUAUUCGUUUCAUCUACACCAGAGAAGGCAGACCGAGUGGAGAGGCUUUUGUUGAACUUGAAUCAGAAGAUGAAGUCAAAUUGGCCCUGAAAAAAGACAGAGAAACUAUGGGACACAGAUAUGUUGAAGUAUUCAAGUCAAACAACGUUGAAAUGGAUUGGGUGUUGAAGCAUACUGGUCCAAAUAGUCCCGACACGGCCAAUGAUGGCUUUGUACGGCUUAGAGGACUCCCCUUUGGAUGUAGCAAGGAAGAAAUUGUUCAGUUCUUCUCAGGGUUGGAAAUCGUGCCAAAUGGGAUAACAUUGCCGGUGGACUUCCAGGGGAGGAGUACGGGGGAGGCCUUCGUGCAGUUUGCUUCACAGGAAAUAGCUGAAAAGGCUCUAAAGAAACACAAGGAAAGAAUAGGGCACAGGUAUAUCGAGAUCUUUAAGAGCAGUCGAGCUGAAGUUAGAACUCACUAUGAUCCACCACGAAAGCUUAUGGCCAUGCAGCGGCCAGGUCCUUAUGACAGACCUGGGGCUGGCAGGGGAUAUAACAGCAUUGGCAGAGGAGCUGGCUUUGAGAGGAUGAGGCGUGGUGCUUAUGGUGGAGGCUAUGGAGGCUAUGAUGAUUAUAAUGGCUAUAAUGACGGCUAUGGAUUUGGGUCAGAUAGAUUUGGAAGAGACCUCAAUUACUGUUUUUCAGGAAUGUCUGAUCACAGAUAUGGAGAUGGUGGCUCUAUUUUAAAAAGUACCACAGGACACUGUGUUCACAUGCGUGGAUUACCUUACAGAGCAACCGAGAACGACAUUUAUAACUUUUUCUCACCGCUCAAUCCCGUGAGAGUACACAUCGAGAUUGGCCCUGAUGGCAGAGUGACUGGUGAGGCAGAUGUUGAGUUUGCAACUCACGAAGAUGCUGUGGCAGCUAUGUCAAAAGACAAAGCAAAUAUGCAACACAGAUAUGUGGAACUCUUCUUGAAUUCUACUGCAGGAGCAAGCGGUGGUGCUUACGAACACAGAUAUGUAGAACUCUUCUUGAAUUCUACAGCAGGAGCAAGCGGUGGUGCUUAUGGUAGCCAAAUGAUGGGAGGCAUGGGCUUGUCAAACCAGUCCAGUUACGGGGGCCCGGCCAGCCAGCAGCUGAGUGGUGGUUAUGGAGGUGGCUAUGGUGGCCAGAGCAGCAUGAGCGGAUAUGACCAAGUUUUACAGGAAAACUCCAGUGAUUUUCAAUCAAACAUUGCAUAGGGAGCCAAGGAGCAGUGAGCAGCAGCUGCUACAGUAGCGGAGCCCGUGCAUCUGUGGGCGUGAACGGAAUGGGAGGGAUGUCUAGCAUGUCCAGUAUGAGUGGUGGAUGGGGAAUGUGAUUGAUCCUGGUUCACUGACUCUUGGUCAACUUUUUUUAAGAAAAAACUUAAGUUUAACAGUUUUUGCAAUACAAGCGUGUGAUUUAUGCGUACUCUAUAAGUGGAAAUCAGGACUGUUUCAAAGACUCAAGGUUCAGUAUUUUGAACACAACACUCAGCCUAGGCUAUAAGAUGAAAUGAGGAAACUGUAACUGUUAACGCUUUCCAGCUUUUCUCAAGUUAGUUACAUUGUAGGGUGUACUUAAGCAGUAAGUGUAUUUAGGUUGAGUUA
Tupaia belangeri chinensis (Chinese tree shrew) is the source of this 1643-nucleotide messenger RNA. RefSeq names its product heterogeneous nuclear ribonucleoprotein H1 (gene HNRNPH1). Gene Ontology annotation, molecular function: RNA binding. The record is from RefSeq and is a predicted model, not a curated record. NCBI's taxonomy places the organism in Eukaryota, Metazoa, Chordata, Mammalia, Scandentia, Tupaiidae.